This is a messenger RNA of Fomitopsis serialis, 560 nucleotides long. RefSeq lists its product as uncharacterized. Bases 78 to 539 code for a protein of 153 amino acids. Lineage: Eukaryota; Fungi; Basidiomycota; Agaricomycetes; Polyporales; Fomitopsidaceae. The record is from RefSeq and is a predicted model, not a curated record. The transcript is spliced from 6 exons.
UGUCCAUCGUCUCUUCCGCAUGUUUCAUCGUAGCCGAGGCCCUCGUCGUGCUCAGCACGUGGAGGCAUACCUACGGCAUGAAGAAGCUCGCAAGGCAAGUCGAUCAAGAGGUCUCGCUGACAUACCUCCUCCUUAGAGACGGUGCGAUAUACUUCGUUAUGGUGCUCUUGUUGGAGGUGUUCGCUACUAUUGGCCAAUAUGUAUCGGUCUUCGCAGGCGUCCCUGGGUUCACAUUCGCGCUCGAGACGGUCGUCCUCUCACGAUUCAUUCUCAAUCUUCGACGUGCUGCUCUUCGGCUAACGAUUGAAAACGGACCCGGGAGAGGAUCGACUUCGUCAUCCGCUUCUGACCCUCUUGUCUCCAUCUCAGAGCUCCAGUUCAACUCGCGCAUUCUCGGCAGCCUCGGUGGUUCCUUGGCGUUCGGCUCGAGCGAUGAUGACAAGACAGGCAGCGCGGAUGAAUCGCUGGAUGUGGAGGAGGAUGAAGAGAUUACGAUGGAUGCAAUCACGCAAGAAGAGCGGUGUAUAUCCGUCUCAUGAGUUGGAGUUGUGCACCUUCCA